This is a messenger RNA of Manduca sexta (tobacco hornworm), 913 nucleotides long. RefSeq names its product calcyclin-binding protein. Gene Ontology annotation, molecular function: ubiquitin protein ligase binding; S100 protein binding; tubulin binding. NCBI's taxonomy places the organism in Eukaryota, Metazoa, Arthropoda, Insecta, Lepidoptera, Sphingidae. Bases 151 to 861 code for a protein of 236 amino acids. The record is from RefSeq and is a predicted model, not a curated record. Gene Ontology annotation, biological process: heart development. The transcript has 5 exons. Gene Ontology annotation, cellular component: nucleus.
CUCCUAUCACUAUUAUAUUGGCAAUACUGACAUUUGUCAGUCAGUUAUUGUAUUGAGCGCGGAAAAAAUAUACUUACCUACUGGGAUACGUGAUUCCAAGAUCUUUAAAUUUUAGUGCAUUAUUUCAGGUACAAAUAUUAAACAAUAGAAAUGUCUGAGGCGAAGAUUAAAGAGUUGCGUGACGACGUUGAUGAGUUAAACGAACUCCUUAAACAAGCUAAACGCAAGAAGGUGCAGGAUGUGUUGACAUUGGAAAUUAGGAAACUUGAGACUGAGAUGGUCAAGUUGAAGGAAAGCGAGAACACCACCCCUAUGGAAGUAACUCACACUCCAGCUACAUCAGCAACCUCAUCCCAGUCUAAAAGCAAAAGAUACCAAAUUAAAUUAAAUGGGUAUGGUUGGGAUCAAUCUGAUAAGUACAUAAAAGUAUUUGUUACACUUAAAAAUGUCCAAACUUUGAGCAAGGACCAGGUAUACUGUAAGCUUACAGAGCGUUCAAUGGAACUGCAUGUUGACAACCUAGAUAACAAAGAUUAUUUGCUUGUCAUUAAUAAACUGCUUGAACCCAUCAACAUAGAGGAAAGUCAUUGGAAGCAGAAGACAGAUAUGGUUGUUGUGUUUUUGGCAAAGAGUAAUCCCAAUGUGAAAUGGUCCCACAUGACAGAGAUUGAAAAGAAAUUUGAGGAUCAACGUAACAGCCGUUUCAAAACUGAUGACAUGGGCAAGAAAGAUCCGCAGGAUUCUAUAAUGAGCCUCAUGAAGAAUAUGUAUGAGACUGGUGAUGAUGAAAUGAAAAGAAUGAUUUCUAAAGCAUGGUAUGAAGGCCAACAUAAGAAGCCAACUGAUACAUUAGACCUUUAAUAUUAUUUUGUUUACUGUUAAGGAUAAAUAAAUCAUAGUAUGUUUAUAUAAA